CCCACCGAAGAGGCUGCUGCUGAAGCCGUCCCAGACGCAGCCGGCGGCGUCCCACACCCAGCGGCUCCUCAGGCAGGACAUGAAGAAUCUCCACAGAGCUAAGCCUCCACACUCAGGAAUUCAAGAUAGCAAAGUGGAUCUGGAGAUCCACAGCUGAAGAACAAUACAAAGAAAUUGAUCAGUGUGGUCUGCAGAAAAGAUGUCUAGAAAGAAGGAUUGUGAUAAGGAGAGUUGCCCUGCUCUUGAACUGAUUGAUUUCAAGAAUGCUUUGGAGCAGUUCCAUAAUGUAGUUGAAAAAAUGAUCAUCCAGAAGACCAAGGAGCGUUCAGGCUUGUAUACUAAAGAUGAUGAUGAGAUAGACUAUGUGAAGUUCUAUAGAACAAUACGAACACUUUUUGGUCCAGCAGUCAAGGAUCAGAAUGUUCAGACCUUUUUCAGGAAGGUUAUGAGCAACCCUGAUGAAAGGCCAGAAUGGCCUGAGAUUUUUGGCUGUUUCACAGGAGAAAGUGUUGACAUGUCUUCCCCGUCGAAAGAAAGCAUGGUUUUGCUUGUAUCUGAAAAACAGCAGAUUACUCAUUCAGUUGUCAAGAGAAAAGAUGUGAUCAAGGGUAUAGUGAAGGUGCCCCUUCUGCAUUUCACAGUAACAGCCUCUCAAAAAGGAGUGCUAACUGUGUUUAACAAAAAGAUGAAGGUUCUGGCAACCAUCGAAGUUGAAGCUCCUACGUGGAUCAAUGGAUGUGAUUUCCUGCCUAAUCUGAAAUAUGUUGUGGCUGUAACUGAAAGCACAAUCAUUCUCUGGGACUAUAAAUCAAAAGAGACCGAGAGUGAUGGCUUUGUCAUCAAACCAAUGAAAAACUGUAUGCUCUGUGUUUGUACGGUGACUAUGGCAGAUGACCUGGCUAAGGAUACCAUCUUAAUGGGAGAUGAUAGGGGUUAUAUUUAUCUGCUUACUAUCACCAGUGAUGACUUCAUAAUGAAACAAUCUAAAGGCGGAAAAGAGUCACAAUUUAAAGUUUUGGACUCCGAAUCUUUUGACAUUCCUAAACGCAAGCUGCAUGAUGACUGGGUUGGGAAGAUUAGGUAUUUUUCUGCCCUAAAAUGUUUUGGAUCCUGCUCCACAGACAGUAUUAAUUCAUUUAUUUUGGAUGACAUAAAGCGACUAGAUGACCACUUACCUGUAAAGGAAUUUUCUGUCCCUAAAGGAGUAAAUGCUUUCACAUACUGUGGAAAGGCAAAUGUCAUUGUCACUGGAGGUAAUGACAGAAUCAUUCGUUUGUGGAAUCCAGUUGUUAAUUUGAGUCCUGUGGGGAAGCUACUAGGACAUAAACAUGGUAUUGUGGAAAUUGUGACAAAUGAAAAAGAUCAACAUAUCAUCAGCCUUUCCUGUGCAAAGGUUUUUAGAGUGUGGGAUAUACAGUCUCUUUCACCACUACAGGUCUUCCAUGAAAAUCAUGGAACUCCAGAAGAGAUGAAUGCCUUUCCCAUGGUGUUUGACAACGACCAUGGCAUGCUUUUCACAGGUUCAGAUGUCAUUGAUAUUUAUCCCCUAGCUAAUGUGAUACAAGCUUCAAAAGAGUUGCCUCAGACACAUGAGAAGAGCCUCAAUGUUCUGCUUUACAACAGAACUUUUCACCAGGUUCUCAGCAUUUGCACUGAGUCAGUUCUGAAGGUCUGGGACCUAGAAACAGGAUCUCAAAUAUAUCAAAUAGAAGAUGCACAUGGGCUGAAUACUGAGGUGACCUGUGCCGCCAUUGAAAUAAAUGGUGUUUAUCUUGCUACUGGGGCAUGUGAUGGAACAGUGAAAAUCUGGGAGUUUGAAAGCGGGCAAGAAGUUAAAGCCUUGCCUUUAGAGCAAGACAGCAAUGAUGAGCAUCGAGUGCUGAAGAUAGUAUAUCUGAAGGCUGAUGAGGGUCAACAUGCAGUUAUUGUUUUGGAGCAGAGAGGGAAGAUAAAAAUAAUUCAGGGUGACUCAGCUCAAACAGAUCUAUAUGUCACAUGGGUGCUUCCUGAGAUAGUGCCAUUUCCACGAAGGAAUCCAGUUGUCUAUCUGUCACUGAGGCCCAGCUCCUUAGAAACACAAGAUUUUUUUCCAGACAUUCGGCUUCUAUGUAACACCAGUUCCAUGAGAAAUGAUAAAGAGACUUUUUUAUCUUCUGUGGAUAUUAACUGUUUCGAUGUUUUAAAAGUAGAAGGAUGCAGAUUGAUAGCAACAGGAAGUGCAAAUGGUGAAAUAAAUUUAUGGGAUUUUGAAUCUGCUUCUGUGAAAUGCCUGCAUAAAACUACUGAAGACAGCAAGGGCUCUGGAGUGAAUGCCAUAUUAUUCCUCAUACGUAGUGUUUCUUCUUCCAGGAAAAGAAGCUCUGUGUCCCCUACUCCUUCUGUGAGAAGUGAUGCCAGUACCAUUCCAGAGCAGGAAAGUUCUUUGAACCUACAUGAGGAGGAAAAUGCAGAAAGUGGUGAAAUUAAUACUGAAAUAAAAACAGCAGAAGAAACAGCUAGCCGUAAGAACUCCCAAAAUCCAGAGAUGAGUGUACAGUUGUUGAAGGCUAAAGCAGGACAAUCACCUUUACUGGCUUCUGCUCAUGAAAGCAGCUGUGUCCGCCUGUGGAGUAUUCAGGGAAACUUGAUGAAAGAGCUGCUGCCAUUUUCAGAAGAUCCCUCAGGUCCUCUGACAGCACUGUCUACAGACAUCUUCACUAAAAUUCUUUUGGCAGGCAGUAAAAAGGGAUAUAUAAUUCGCUGGAACAUGGCCUCAUUCUUACAAGAUCCACGAAAUAAAAAAAAUGAGAUAAAGGAGGAGCUCUGCAGGAGGGCACAUGCUACUAAAGUGGUUGAAUUAUUUAUAGAAGAGGAGAAAAAUGUGAUAGUGACAGCAUCCAUUGAUGGUUCAGUCAGGCUUUGGCAUGCCAUGACUGGAUACUAUUUUGGUUACUUUGGACAAGCCAGGAAGUUUGAAUUAUCAGAUACCAGUCGGUUGAUUUUGCCUUCUGAUGUUAGUGCUUUUCCUGCUAUAAUUAAAGAGGAUAGCAAACGAACGGAAAAGAAGGUUAAAUAUCCUCUCAUACUGGACAGAGACAAGUAA
Molecule: messenger RNA, 3082 nt
Organism: Ficedula albicollis (Collared flycatcher)
Lineage: Eukaryota; Metazoa; Chordata; Aves; Passeriformes; Muscicapidae
Gene: WDR64
Product: WD repeat domain 64
Exons: 26
Coding region: 200-3082 (960 amino acids)
Molecular function (GO): protein binding
Source: RefSeq, a predicted model, not a curated record